Myiozetetes cayanensis is the source of this 6422-nucleotide messenger RNA. It is a transcript of the gene LHX9, whose product is annotated as LIM homeobox 9. Gene Ontology annotation, cellular component: nucleus. The transcript has 7 exons. The record is from RefSeq and is a predicted model, not a curated record. Gene Ontology annotation, biological process: neuron differentiation; regulation of transcription by RNA polymerase II. Lineage: Eukaryota; Metazoa; Chordata; Aves; Passeriformes; Tyrannidae. Gene Ontology annotation, molecular function: DNA-binding transcription factor activity, RNA polymerase II-specific; RNA polymerase II transcription regulatory region sequence-specific DNA binding. The coding region runs from base 767 to 1960 and encodes 397 amino acids.
UCUUGGCAUCUGAUUUUAUUCUAAUGGGUUAAAUUGGGUUCACUUUUACAAUUAUCCCAGGUUUGACUGCGUAGUAUUGCAUGACAACUCACAGUUUCAUCGGGUUUGGCAAAGCGAGGUUGCUCCAUGAAUCCGUAUAUCAUAUCACAUCAGAUCAGGCUGAAGUUUGCUGUUUAGCGACUCCAUUUGAGAGGCUUUUUAUGAAAGUGGGAAGGGUUGAUGCAGUCCAUGGCUGGUUCAGUGCGAUUUGAAAAAAAAAAAAAUGUGGAGAGAUGGCAACAACCCGGGGUUUGCUGCUCAGCUGUGAAUAAGCACAGAACGAAAAAAACGACGUGAUGGGGAAACGCUCAGCUCGCUACAAUAUUUUUAACAGCCUCUCAGUCCUCGCCUUUUUUUAAUUUCCUAAUAUGUUCUUUGCUUUAUUAGUUUUAUUUACAACCAGCUCCCCAUUAACACCUCACCUGAUUACUGAGGAGCUGAGACAGCUAAUCAAGAAAAUCCAGCAAACCAGCCAAAAUCGAGAGGGAUCCUCUGCUAGGAACAAGGAACAACCUCCAUCUACUGGCUAGAUCAUUGCGUCUCUUCUCCAUCCAAAACCCAUCCCUCAUCACUCAUUAAGGAGGGUAUAAUUUUGGAAGAAGCUUCUGAGGUUUCAAGGAAGCCCUCGGUGCUUGUGCAAAGAGAAGCUCCUAUUGCAACCUCCCUCCCUGCGCUGUGCGCCUCGGUGUAAACAUUUUGGAUGAUCUAAAGACUCUGGGGUCUGUAUAUGGAAAUAGUGGGGUGCAGAGCAGAAGAAAAUACUUGUCCUUUCCGUCCCCCAGCCAUGCUUUUCCACGGGAUCUCCGGAGGCCACAUCCAAGGAAUCAUGGAGGAGAUGGAGAGGCGAUCCAAGACCGAGUCCCGCCUGGCCAAAGGGGGACAGAUGAACGGCCGAGAAACGAACAUGCCCCCCAUGAGCCCCGAGAAGCCUGCUUUGUGUGCUGGUUGUGGAGGGAAGAUCUCAGACAGAUAUUACCUGCUGGCUGUUGACAAACAAUGGCACCUCAGGUGUCUUAAGUGCUGUGAAUGUAAACUGGCUUUGGAGUCAGAACUCACCUGCUUUGCCAAGGACGGCAGUAUUUACUGCAAGGAGGAUUACUACAGAAGGUUCUCCGUGCAGAGAUGUGCCCGCUGCCACCUUGGGAUCUCAGCCUCUGAAAUGGUCAUGAGAGCCAGGGAGUCGGUUUAUCACCUGAGCUGCUUCACCUGCACCACCUGCAACAAGACUCUGACCACGGGCGAUCACUUUGGCAUGAAGGACAACCUGGUUUACUGCAGGGCCCACUUCGAGUCCCUUUUGCAAGGAGAAUAUCCCCCUCAGCUGAGCUACACCGAGCUGGCUGCCAAGAGCGGAGGGCUGGCCCUGCCUUACUUUAACGGCACUGGCACGGUCCAGAAGGGGAGGCCCAGGAAAAGAAAGAGCCCUGCCUUGGGAGUGGACAUCGUCAGCUACAACUCAGGUUGUAAUGAGAAUGAGGCAGAUCACCUGGACAGAGACCAGCAGCCUUAUCCCCCGUCCCAGAAGACAAAGCGCAUGCGCACCUCCUUCAAACACCACCAGCUCCGUACCAUGAAGUCCUACUUUGCCAUCAACCACAACCCAGAUGCCAAGGACCUCAAGCAGCUUGCCCAGAAAACAGGCCUGACCAAGAGAGUUCUGCAGGUUUGGUUUCAAAACGCAAGAGCCAAAUUCAGAAGGAACCUUUUGCGGCAGGAGAAUGGGGGUGUCGAUAAAGCUGAUGGCACCUCACUACCGGCACCGCCCUCAGCAGACAGCGGCGCACUCACUCCACCCGGCACUGCGACCACUUUAACAGACCUGACCAAUCCCACUAUCACUGUAGUGACAUCAGUGACCUCUAACUUGGACAGCCACGAAUCCGGGAGCCCCUCACAAACUACCUUAACGAACCUUUUCUAACAUUUCAGUUGUUUUUUUUUUUUUUAAUUCUUACUCUUCAUUAUUAUUAUUAUUAUAAUUAUUAUAAUUAUUAUUAUUAUUUUCAAGCCUUUUUUUAAAAAAAAAAAACACAACAAAACCAACAAACCCACAAAAUAUUUGGGAAAAUAAACAGCUUGAUGUGUAGCAUCUGCAGCCACUUGGCAAAUGAGUUUGAAGUAAUAUGUUGCUAUAACAAAUGAACAUUUAUUGUUGUUAAAUUGUACUCAAAUUUUUUAAAUUCAUCAAAUGACUGGAGAGAAGGUUAUGAAUCAUUCUCAUAAGUGCCUCUUAAAAUUGUAUGUUACUUAUUUCCAGAACCUUGAAAAAAUUGAUUGUUACCACAAAAAGAAACAAAAAAAAGUUUCUUUCCCUCCUCCAUAACCAGAUAAAAACCAGCACCAAAAGAAUGCUGCUUCAGGAUUGUAUGUUCACUCACAGCAUUUAAGAACCCUAAAUUUAAUUUCAUUUUUAUAAUGCACCUAAAAGUUUUGUAUGACUUAUUUUUUUAAAUGUUGAAUAAUAAAUACAAAAUUAAUGAAACGAACCAUUGCAACAGUCAGACUGGAAGCGCCAAGGCUCUUUUCUAAGGCAUAAGUCACAAGCCUGAUCCUCCCUGAGCACUGGGGAUCUCACUGGGAUAGCUAAAUGCUCCUCUGCCAGUUCUUCACCCAGCUGGGACGUCCUUGGCCACCACUGAAAGCCAUGCCUGGAUGGAGGGCUUGGAGAGAGAGAGAUCCAGUGAUGAGAGUGCAUGUGGGUGAGGAUGGCAGGAUCAGGCCGCUGGUCUCCAAAUUUGUGUCCUGUACAUUAAGAAGACAAGAUCUGGGAAAAAAAGCCCUGCAGAAUGGGCUCACUCCUAUAAGAAUAUUAUUAAAUUAAUAGUAUCAGAAUAACAAUGCAGGUGAGGAGUCCUACUGAUCUGAAAUAUUGCAUAGGGAACAGUUUUAAUUUUUGUCUGUCAAGUAGCUCUGAUUUGGAAAUAAAAAAAAAAACACACCUAAAAAUUGCAGUUUGUUACAUGGCUUUGAUGCCACACCAUCAAAGCACACAGGAGGCUGCCCAGCUACUUUAGUGAGCACAGAAAUAAAUUCCAGGAAGGUAUAUUCCUAUGCAUUAUUGAAAUGAAUUUUUGAUAAAUCCUACUUUUUUUUUUUUCAGGGAAAAUGGAAAUAAGCAAAAUAUAAUUUAUUAAGAUGUUUAAGGAAAAUUAUUUCAGUACAAUUUACUCAUCACUAUUUUGAAUUUACUUUAGAUGUUUCCUGAGAUUGUAUCAGACACUUUGUUUAACACAGGAACUUAAAAAUCUUUAGUUCAUUAAUAUUUCUAACAUAUACUUUAACUUUUUAAACUUUGUAGAAAAAAAACUCUCAGCAAAAAUCGUACAAAACCAGGAAUUGGCAGUGAAUAACUUCAAAGCCGAUAAACUCAGAAGCCUUGUGGAUGCUGAUCUGAAUACAUUUCUUAGUUUACAGUAGUGAUCUUUCUUUUUUAGUUUUAUUUAAGCUAAAAGUCUGAAUGGUCUGGGCAGUGGUGAAUGUUCAUUUGUAUCCUUUUAUUGUAGUUGAACACCAAUUAGAUUGUGGAGAGUCUCAGAAACAAAACCGAACAAAAACCAGUCAAGAUCUAUGUCUUGCUUUUAGUGGAUUGUUAAGAAUAACUUUGCACAUAUACCCCACUUUUUAAACACCAUCAAAUCUCUUUUUGGUGGUCAAAGUGGCUAUUUAAUAUAUUUUAAAGGUGUCCUUUUUGGCUGUAUAAAUGUGUGGUUACAUAUUGACAGUUCACUGCCCACAUUAAAGUGCAUUAUUGUAAUUUUUGCUCAGGGUUUUUAGAAAAUUAGCACAGAAAAGUAGCUUAUUUUUAAAAAAAGAUGACGGAAGAGAUGUUAACACUGUAAUAGAAGAAAGGUGUGUUUGCCAUUAUAUAUUUAGCAAGUAUGGUUAUCAUCUUCUACGGAUAUUGAAUCUUGACUUUUCCUAUUUCUAUUACCUUAUGGGCAUUUACCACUAACCAGACCAAACGACCUUGGUAAGGCUGAGAUCUUUAUUAAUACACUUUUACAGGUAAAAAUAUUGAUACUUAUAAAUUUUGUUCUUUGACAGAACAAUAUAUGGUACUAGAGAUCUACUUUAUUAAGUAGACUAAUUAAAACUCAGUUCUACUAUGUGCCUUAUGAUAUACCUUGGGAGUAAGUUUGUGAAAAAUCAGGAUAUAUGUGUUGUUUGUUAAAUUAACUGUUUUAAGCCCUUUUGACACCUCACUAGUUUUGUACUGUUUUACCUCUUAUUUCUGAAACUCUUUUUAUGGUGUAUCCUGUUAGAGGGGACAAACAUGUCAUAGAAAGCAGUUGUGCACUCUUUCAGAUAUAGUUGAUAAAUCCAAUAAUCUUAUAUAUUGAGCUUCGUGUUUAUAGUACAGUAAGUGGUCUAGCAAAAUUGUCCAUGUUUCUUUGUUUAUUGAUAAAUGCAUUGUAUAGAAACUAUUUCCCCUAAAUAUUUAUGGACCAAACAAUUGUGAUAUAUCCUAUUAAAUUUGUGUGAAUAAACCAUUUUGAAUCUAAGGAGUUUUAUUUCCCAUCAAUUUUUCGUUGUUGGUUUUUUUUCUUUUCUUUUCUUUUUUUUUAAAUUUAAAGUCUCUGUGUACCAGUGCGUCUCUUUACUUUUACGGUAUCUCUGAACAAUUGGUAUUAAACACAGAAACACAACCUUUUAAAUUUUUUAAAAUAUGGUUCCUUCUUAGGUUUUCAGUUUCUUCGUAUUCGAUGUAUGUGCUACUGCCGGUGCAAUUUAGAUUUUAGCCUUUUAAGCUCCUUUUUUGAACAUGCAAAGUAAUGCCCCACUGAUUUGAUAUUGAAACCCUGUCUUAGACUUCUAAAAGAGCCAGAAAACUAGCAGCUAAAGUAAUUGCAUGACAAAUAUAACCUAAAUAGUAUGAUGAAAUGAACCCAGAUUUAAUGCUAGGUAUAUUGAACACAAAAUAGAAUUGCAGACCCCGAAAAGCCAGGUUGCUCUGUAGUUUAAUAAAUUGUCACUAUGAUUUCUUUCAGGGAGAACAAAUCAUGGGGCAUUACAGCCAAACAUCCCGACGUUUGAAAAUUCCCUAAAGUAUUAAAAGAAGGGGAAAAGUUUGAUCGGAAAUCCACUGCAGUGAAGACAAAGACAAUAUUAGGUUAUGAUAAUCAUACAUUUAAAAAUCUAUUGAGCCAAAAAAUAAAAAAAUAAAAGACUCGAUGUCAUUUCCUGAAUGUUAACAAAACAUAUGUUAUUUUAUGGUGUCUAAUUAACAGAACCGAAGGCUUCAGCAAAUUGUGUGGUAUCAAAAACAAAUUUAGAGAAACUAUGUAUAAAACCAGAGCAACCUGGCAGCAAUCUACCCAGCCCACAUUCGACGAAACCUUUUCUUAAAAAAAAAGAAAAUAAAAAAAUCACAUUUGUCAAGCACAAGUACUUGUAAAAUAAAAUCUGAGUGCAUUCAUUCCACUUGCUUGCUAAUGUGUACUAGUCAUAUCUGUUAAAUGGAUUUUUGUAAAUUCAAAGAGAACUUUUCACUCAUCCAAGAUCAUAGGAAUCAAAACCCAGUAACUUUAGUACUAUUGUUUCCGAAUUAAUUUUUUUUAAAUGAGACAAAUCUGCAUGCACUUUUCCAUCUGUCACAUAUAGUGUACAUUUCUGUAUAAUGAAUUUCUCUUUGAUGUUUCUUGUAUGAUAGCUUUCAUUAAUAAACAUUUUAUUUGAUGCAAACAUAGUUAACUUUAUGUAAACACAUAGUUAAUUGUUCCAACUAAUUUAAACUUUUCUUUUGAAAAGAAGCAGUACAGUGCAGUUCUAAUAUGCUAUAUAUAUAUCUAAAAUCAAAAACAAUGAGGUAGCAAUACUGUCUCGCAGUGUAAAAGUAUUUCCUUUGGUGUUAACUUUUUAGUUUUUUUAACUUCCUGUAUAAAACUGACAUGUUUUAAAAAAUAAAUUCCCAUCAGCAUCAAUAGUAAAACAAUCCCCAAAUUCUUCAUCAGUACAAGAAAACACGAUCAGUACAGUUUGUAAAAUCCUCAGUUACUUUUAGAGUACAAGGAUAGAAUUUGUGGAUCCCUGAGCUGUUUACAUGGUCACUAUGCAAUGAGCAAGUAUUAUAUACCAGGAAGUUGGUCCUAAGAUUCCCAGUCCAAAUCACAGAUGAUUUUUACAAGCCAGCCAGCAAGUGUAACAAUAACCACGUCUUAGUAAUGAGGUUUUGUAACUGUUAAGCAACUAUUUGCAGAAAGAUUUUUUUAAAAUAUAUUCCUAUUUAGCUGUAUAGCCAAAGCAUAUGUUAAACAAAUUAACAUAUAAAAGAUUUGCCAGAAAAAUCUUUCAUUAAGAUGACAUUUUUAUUAUAUACUAAUGAACCCUAUGUAAACAAUGUAACUUUUAUGAAUGAUGGACAUUAAAUAUUUCACUUACGUGUA